UUUACGAUAUCAAACACAACAAUUGCUGUGAGUGACACCAGCUACCACCUUUAAGUGGAUUUCUGAAACAAGGUAGACUUCUUCACUAUGCUGAACCAUCCUCCGCCUCCCACACGUCUGUUGCUCUUACUCUCCCUCCUGUUGUUGGUGUGUGGUUGGAACAAGGCAGCCUGUUCUCUUGGGGACGGCAAGAGGAUUUGGGAGCAGCCGAAGCCGGACCCCAUCACCAAAGACCAGUCUUUCCUUCGUGACAACUUUCCUUCAGGAUUUCUUUGGGGUUCUGGGACAUCUGCCUUCCAGACAGAGGGAGCCUGGGAUCAGGAGGGGAAAGGCCUGUCCAUCUGGGACCAUUUCACGCACUCCACUGUCGGUGCUUAUUUGGCAGCUGAGACAGCCGAUGUGGCUAGUGACAGCUACACCCGCUGGGAAGAAGAUGUGGAGGCACUGGAGUAUCUCGAUGUAAAAUCAUACUCUUUUUCUCUCUCCUGGCCCAGACUCUUUCCUGAUGCGGACGCCAGAAGUCAACCCAAUACAGCUGCUGUGGAGCAUUACAGCCUUCUCAUAGAGAAGCUGCUGGAGAAGAAAAUAGAGCCCAUUGUCACCCUCCAUCACUGGGACCUGCCACAAGUCUUACAGGAGCGUUACGGAGGAUGGAAAAAUGAUUCACUGGUUGAACUGUUUGAGAAAUAUGCUGCAUUUUGUUUCCAAACAUUUGGGAGUCGUGUUAGGUACUGGCUCACAAUGCACAAUCCAUACCUGGUAGCUGUACAGGGUUAUGGGACAGGUGUGCACGCUCCUGGAGAAACAGGUGGUCCGGCUGGCUCUCUUACUGUGGCCCACAACCUAAUCAAGGCACACGCCAAAGCAUGGCACAUCUACAACACCCACUUCCGUGCAACUCAAAAAGGUCAAGUAUCCAUAGUUUUGGGAUCACACUGGGUUGAACCUCAAAGAGGCAAGGCCACAGCUGCUAAUGUUGAGCUUUGUCAGCAUUCAAUAGAGGCUGUCCUUGGCUGGUUUGCCAACCCAAUUUUUGGUGAUGGAGACUACCCAGUCUCUUUAAAAAUCAAACAUGGAAGCCUCUUGCCCACAUUCUCCCCUGAGGAGAAACUCUGGGUGAAGAAAACAGCUGACUUCUUUGCUUUAUCUUUUGGGCCUAACAACCUCCGUUUGGGCCGGAGCCUGGUCCAGUAUGGGCAGACUGUGAGCCCAGACCUGAGGCGCAUAUUGAGCUGGAUAAAGAUGGAGUAUGGGGACCCAAGGGUGCUGGUGGCUGAGGGAGGAUGGUUUUCUGAAGCCAGCGUAGGAAAGGAGGACACAGUGGCCAUUUACCUAAUGAAGAGGUUUAUUAACCAAGUGCUGCAAGCUGUCAAGUUUGAUGGUGUGCAGGUAUUUGGCUACUCUGCCUGGUCAUUGGUGGAUGGAUUUGAGUGGAAUAAUGGCUUCACUAUCAGACGAGGCCUUUUCUAUGUUGAUUUCAGCCAGCCAAAUCGAACCAGGACUCCCAAGACCACUGCUCAGUACUACAGGCAGGUUAUUGCUGACAAUGGCUUCCCAAGCGAUGAAUCCUCCAGAGAGAUCAAAGGACGUUUCCCCUGCAAAUUUCACUGGGGUAUCGCCGACUCCACUUUACAGGUGCACUUCUACCCUUUCUCACCACAGUUUACAGACACACAUUUGUACAGCUGGAAUCUAACAGGAGAUGGAUCACUUCGUCCAGUCCCAGGAGUGACAGUUCGCACCAGGCGAGCCCAGUGCACUGACUACUUGGCCAUUCGUGGUCAUGUUCGCCUGUUUGCAUCCACUGGGGCAACUCACUAUCGUUUUGCCCUAAACUGGUCUCUGAUUUUACCCCAGGGAGAUCUCUCUAAUGUUAAUACUGAAGCUCUGAGGUACUAUCGCUGUGUCCUGACUGAGCUCAAGAAGCUGGACCUGGAGGCUGUCAUUAUUCUUUACUACCCGACACACAAAGCUCCAAAUCUCGGCUUGCCUGGUCCACUGCAUGCCUCUGGCGGAUGGCUCAACAACAGCACAGUGGAGGCCUUUCAGGAAUAUGCAGCACUGUGCUACCAGCAGCUGGGGUCUUGGGUUUCCUACUGGAUCACCAUCAAUGAACCAAACAGACUGGUAGAUAUUUAUUCCAGUGGGAAAGAGAGACAUCAGGCAGCUCAUAACCUUCUGUUGGCUCAUGCAAAAGCCUGGAGGCUGUAUGAGAGACAACACUCUAGUCAAUGGGGAGCACUGGUGUCACUUGCAUUACACGCUGACUGGGUCGAACCUGCAAAUAUGUUUCUGGACUCACACAGAGCAGCAGCACAGAGAUUCCUUUUGUAUGAGCUUGGUCGCUUCUUAGAUCCAUUGCUGGGGACCCGAUUACAGGAGAAGCAUAGCAAGGGGGACUACCCACAAGAAAUGAAGACAUACCUGGAGGAGAGAGCUCGAGAAAUGGGCCUCCCUGAAUCCCCUCUUCCUAGCUUUACUGAGACUGAGAAAGAGGAGCUGUCAGGAACACUGAGUUUUAUCGCACUGAACCAUUUUACCACUCGUUUGGUCUCUCCGUAUUCACCUACGCAGGCCAAUUUUCAGCAGAGAGAACCUCCUGAUCAUGGCUGCGUGACCCUUUCCGAUCCCACAUGGCCCUUCUCCAGUUUGGGGCAGGCUCUUGUACCCUGGGGCCUGCGGAAGAUGCUGAACUGGGUGAACCUGAGAUAUGGAGGCACUCUGCCUAUCAUCGUCACAGCUAGUGGGGUUGAUGACCAGGCUUCUGUGCAGGACAAACUCAGGCAACACUUUCUCAAGACUUAUCUGCAGGAGGCCUUCAAAGCCCGCCAGUUGGAUGGAGUCAACCUCCAUGGCUUCUACUUGUGGAAGCUGCAAGAUCGACACGUCCCCCAGUUUGGCCUGUUCACUUCAAGCCACCACCAAUCCAAAGCCAAAGCCUCCACUGCAGCCUACAGAGAGAUCAUCGCUCAUGGUGGUUUCCCUGAGGAUAAUAAUAUGCAGACCUGCAGAUCUAGUGAGCUGCAUGAACCUUGCUCUGCAUGUGCAUGGAUGUUCAAGAACAAAGUGAUGCUGGUAUUUGGAGGUUGCCUCCUAAUAACAACUGUUAUGUUGGCAGCACUUAUCAUCUUUGUUAUCAUCACCAAGAGAAACCAAACAAGAGGCAGAGGGAGGGGGCUGAACAGGAUGAGCAGGAGGAGAAGAAGGGAGGGAGUUAAUGUAUGCUCAUGUCCACGUGUGAAGAGUUAACUGUAGCCACAGAGAUGCUGUAAUGCAGCAGACAAACAGUGUAUGAUAGAGAAGAGCAAUGACACUUAAAUCUGUCUGGUCUAAUAAUGCUUGUUUCUGUGCUUGGUUGGACAAUUGGUUAUAUGGGCUCUAUGGUUUGCAGUAAAGAAGAAAUGCUUUACCC
Scatophagus argus is the source of this 3412-nucleotide messenger RNA. It is a transcript of the gene klb, whose product is annotated as klotho beta. The transcript is spliced from 6 exons. Gene Ontology annotation, biological process: carbohydrate metabolic process; fibroblast growth factor receptor signaling pathway. Lineage: Eukaryota; Metazoa; Chordata; Actinopteri; Scatophagidae. Gene Ontology annotation, molecular function: hydrolase activity, hydrolyzing O-glycosyl compounds; fibroblast growth factor receptor binding; fibroblast growth factor binding. Bases 88 to 3249 code for a protein of 1053 amino acids. The record is from RefSeq and is a predicted model, not a curated record.